AUGAAUCCUGUUCCAAUUACAGAAUUUACGUACGAGUCCACAUAUUGGCCUCAAAUUUCAGACUUUGUUCGUCAUGCGUUACGAGUCGAUCUUCAGGCCGAACGACCGUUGCAUACAUACUCACAUGAAGAACUUUACAGGAGUAUAUAUUGGAUGUGUUGGCAAGGAUUCCAUAAAAGACUUUUUUCAGAUUUGAUCUCGACUAUUGAAGAAACUCUUCAUUUACUUGGUAAUCAAUUAAAUAAUAUACAAGAGUUGGAUAUUUGGUUUCCUAGUUUUGCAAAAAUAUCCAUUAAUCACGCCAAAGCCACAGAGAUCCUAGGCAGUGUAUUUGCUUAUUUGGAUAAAACCUAUAUUCAAUGCACGCUUCAUCAAAAUCUGCGAGAUGUGUUAAUUUCUUACUUUCAAGAAAUAAUUACGGAGAAAUCGGAGAUGCGCAUCAUUUAUGUUUUUAGUAUGAUUUUGGAGAACCCUACCAUUGAUUUAAAUCUCGUCGUAGAGGCUGUCAAAGCGUUAUACAAGAUCAAACCUGAUAAUAUAUAUUUGAAUCCAACUUUGUUUCACAAUUUUAUUGAGGAUAUGAAAUUACCAUCCAACUUGCAGGAUCUACAAAUACGUUAUACAACAUUGGAAACUAAAUAUCAAUUAGAAAAAUUAAAAAUGGAAGGUUGGGAGCCGGGAUUUUCCAAAUUGAAGAGAUCAUUAUCAAACGACGAUGUCGAGGAAACUUCAGGAAAACGCGUUCAACACUAG
Funneliformis mosseae is the source of this 753-nucleotide messenger RNA. The record is from the annotation of a GenBank genome assembly. Lineage: Eukaryota; Fungi; Glomeromycota; Glomeromycetes; Glomerales; Glomeraceae.